Daucus carota subsp. sativus is the source of this 3113-nucleotide messenger RNA. RefSeq lists its product as uncharacterized. The transcript has 5 exons. Lineage: Eukaryota; Viridiplantae; Streptophyta; Magnoliopsida; Apiales; Apiaceae. The coding region runs from base 636 to 2513 and encodes 625 amino acids. The record is from RefSeq and is a predicted model, not a curated record. Gene Ontology annotation, molecular function: DNA binding; protein dimerization activity.
UGGGCGGCGAACAUGGAUGGGCGGCGGACAUGGAUGGGGUGGCGGCAUGAAGUUGCUGGAAGUGAAGGUGGAGGCAGGUUGGGUUGGAGGAGAAGGGGGGUUGUGGGUGAAUUUAGUGAUAUACUUUUUAGUGUUUAGUGAUAAUCCAGCUGGGUUUCUAGUUUCUAGGAUAAGGAAGUUUCUAGUGGAGCAUGACUCUAUAUAUAUAUAUAUAUUACUCCCUCUAUCCCUUUUUACAUGUCUAUUUUGACCAGUCAAAUUACCUAUAUUUUAACUAUAAUUUACAUACAUCAUAUUCAGUGUUAUUAAAAGCGCGCUUAUGCGCGCGCAUAAGCGAGAAGCGCGCUUAUGCGCAGCUUAUGCGCAUCGCUUAGUAUAUGCGAUGCGAGUUCAAUGAUGCGAGCGCUUUUCUGCGCUUCCAGGGAUUAAGCGAGAUGCGAGAAGCGCAAAAAAAGCGCGCUUUUGUGUAAUAGUUGACUGGGCUGUUGACUAGCUUAACUGGGCCAUUGACUAAGCUUUUUAAAUAGACAUGGGUCAUAAAAAAACCCUAAAAGCACUGCUCAGCGGCCGAGAAACAAAGAUACCUAGGGCAAAUUUACUUCUUUCUUCCUCUGGAUCUCUCUGAUUUCAGCAAGAUGAGUGAUAAAUCAAAGGAUGUUGCCUGGAAAUAUUCUGCUACAGUAGUGGAAGGGAACAGCGUUCGACUCCGUUGUAAUUUUUGUGGCAAAGUUACAACGGGUGGAGUAUUUAGAAUGAAAGAGCAUCUCAUGGGAGGGAGAAGAAAUGCUAAAGGUUGCACAAAAGUAUCUGAAGAAGUCAGGCAGGAAGUGAUAGCUUUCAUGGAAUCAAAAAAAAAAUCAAAAGAUACUAUGAAUUUAGAUGAUUUUGAACCUGAAUUUUCUGAUGAUGAUGGUGAAACAGGAUGUCCUACACAGCCUCGAGGCCAUCAUCCAUCUGCUCAACCAUCUGCUGGGAGUUCUACAAAAAUGAAGGUUAAGGGUCCUAUGGAUCUUUACAUGACACCUGAUCCGGAGCUUGUAGUGAAGAAAAGAAAGGGAGUGCAACCAAGGAUAGAUGAAAAUGACACAGCAAGAAAGGAGUUAAGAAAGAGGGCCUGUAAAGCAUUUGCCAGGUGGAUGUAUGAUGCUGGAAUUCCAUUUAAUGCUGUUAAUUAUCCGAGUUUUCCGGUGUACGUUGAAGCUCAAGGGCAGUAUGGAGCGGGAAUGAAGCCACCUAGCUACCAUGAAGUACGAGUUCCAUUAUUGAAAGACGAGGUUGAGGAGACACGAACUUUGAUGAAAUUACAUGAAGAGUGGGUGAGGAGUGGUUGUUCUAUCAUGUAUGAUGGAUGGGAAGAUCGGAAGAAGCGAACUCUUAUCAAUUUCUUAGUUAACACUCCGCGAGGUAGCUUUUUUCUUGAAUCUGUUGAUGCAUCUGCUGUUGCAAAGACAGCUGAUUUGUUAUUUGAGUUGAUUUCCAAGUUCGUCGAGAGGAUUGGGCCGCAAUAUGUCGUUCAAGUUGUCACGGAUAGCGCUUCUAAUAACAAGGCAGCAGGUAGGAUGUUGACAAUACGAUAUCCUCAUUUGUUCUGGACACCUUGUGCAGCACACUGUAUUGAUCUCAUCUUGGAAGACAUUUUCACCAUUCCAAGGUUUAAAAACUGCAUCAAUAAUGCUAUGGCUUUGAACUCCUUUAUAUACUCAAAGUGUGGGAUGGUGAAUAUGCUAAGAGAGUUCACUUCACACAAAGAGUUAGUUAGGCCAGCAAAGACACGAUUUGCCACUGCCUUUCUCACUUUGUCUAGGAUCUGUAAGCAAAAGGCAAAUCUUUUUCGGAUGUUCACUUCACAAAGAUGGAUUACCAGCCCCUAUUACAAGGAACCGAAUGGAAAGAAAAUUGCUAGUAUCGUGAUGAUGCCUAGUUUUUGGAAUAGUGUCGUUCGUUCAUGUAAAGUGGCUGGUCCUCUUGUAGGUGUUCUUCGGUUGGUUGAUGGAGAGAAUAGACCACCUAUGGGCUACAUAUACGAGGCUAUGGAUAGAGCCAAAGAGGCAAUUGCAGCUGCUUUUAACAAAAAUGAGGCGAGAUACCAAGAAUAUUAUGACAUUAUUGACAAUAGAUGGGAUAUUCAAUUGCAUCAGCCUUUACACGCUGCUGGCUACUAUCUUAAUCCGGAAUUUUAUUACAAAAAUCCCGAGAUUGAGAAGGAUAAAGAGGUCUCAGUUGGAUUGUACAAAUGCAUUGAACGAAUGAUUGCAGAUGUCUCGGUGCAAGAUAAAAUCGGAGAGCAAUUGGAGAUAUACAAGAGAGCAGAAGGAUUGUUUGGCUUGCCAAUGGCUAUUAGACAACGAACAACUAAAUCCCCAGCUGCCUGGUGGGGUGCUUAUGGAAAACACACUCCGGAUUUGCAAACUUUUGCGAUUCGGAUCCUUAGUCUCACAUGUAGCUCAUCCGGAUGCGAGAGGAAUUGGAGUGUAUUUGAGCAUCUUCAUAGCAAAAAAAAGGAACCGACUUGAACAACAAAAGUUGAAUGAUUUGGUGUUUGUCAAGUACAAUAGAGCUUUGAAGCAUAGAUAUGAACUUCGUAACAUCAUUGAUCCUAUCUCAUUAAAUGAAAUUGAUGAAAGCAAUGAAUGGCUGGUUGGAAGUUUUGACAAAGAUGGUGAAAAUAAUGAGAAUGAGUAUGUUUUUUCCGAAGAGGAUGGAUUAACAUACAAAGAUGUUGAAAUUGCCUCCGGAGCCGGAGAGGCUCGUUACUCUACUAGGUCGCGUGCCUUGGUGGGAUCCUCAAAAGGGAAACAUACUACUUUGGGAUCAUCAUCUAAAAGACGUUUGAUUGAUGAAGCAAUCGUUGAGAAUGAGGACGAGGAUGAAGAAGAAAUUUAAUUUGUUGAAGAUCCAAAUCAAAAUAGUGAAGAAGAAGAUGAUUUUGUGAAUAUUGAUGAAGAUGAAGAAGAUGAUUAGUGAUUUAGUGGAUAAUUUCACAUUUAUUUGCCACUCUGCCUUUAGACUUUAAACUAUUCUAGGCUUUAAAUUUUUGUAUCCUGCUUGCAUUAUGAUUUUUGAUAACUGACUUUUGUUUAUUAAUGUUUUAUUAUCUAUAAGUAUAUAAUGUU